Molecule: messenger RNA, 323 nt
Organism: Trichosurus vulpecula (common brushtail)
Lineage: Eukaryota; Metazoa; Chordata; Mammalia; Diprotodontia; Phalangeridae
Product: cytochrome c oxidase copper chaperone
Exons: 3
Coding region: 2-313 (103 amino acids)
Biological process (GO): mitochondrial respiratory chain complex IV assembly
Cellular component (GO): mitochondrial intermembrane space
Molecular function (GO): copper ion binding; copper chaperone activity
Source: RefSeq, a predicted model, not a curated record
GAUGGGCGGGACUUCCGGUUCCCCAGUUUUCUCCCCAGCUUCCGGCGAGGUCCAGAAGACCGGUUUAUGUUCUGAGUUCUCGGAGGAGCCUCCCUCUGCGCGUGACCCGGAGAUGUCCGCUCUGGCUGCCGCCAGCUGUGACUCCGACUCCUCGAAAAAGGCUGAGGAGAAGAAGCCGCUGAAACCGUGCUGCGCAUGCCCGGAGACGAAGAAAGCCCGGGAUGCCUGCAUCAUUGAGAAAGGAGAAGAACACUGUGGACACCUAAUUGAAGCUCACAAGGAGUGUAUGAGAGCCCUGGGAUUCAAGAUAUGAAUGAAAAAAA